CAAGCCACAACUCACCAGCCCGGCGCUAUUAUAAUCCAAAAUAAUACCGGAAGCUGUGCGCAAUGCAAUAGCGUGCAAUGGAUACCCUACACGCCAAAGCAGACUGGGAGCGCGUGGGGGACAAGUGGUUUCGCAAGACGCAACUGUACACCGAGGUGUUUGACCAAGACUUGGACCUCGACACAUACAUUAUCGCUGGAGCUCCUUACGGAGGAGCAAUAGCGCUCUGGCGCGAUGAAACGAAGCUCCAGGCCUACCAAGCGGGCAAGUCUCUAAAGCCGACGGUCGAUAUAUACAGCUUAGCAGGAAAGAAGCUGCUCAGCGUGCAGUGGGAUAAAGGACCUGUCAAGGGACUAGGCUGGUCUGACGACGAGACACUCCUGAUUGUCGCGGCCAACGGCGAAGUUUCGUGCUACGAUUUGCAAGGCGACUUUAGCACAUUCUCGCUCGGCCAUGGAGCAGACAACUAUGGUGUUGAGUCGUGCGCGUUCCAUAACGACGGCAUGGUUGCCUUGCUCGGCAACAACACCUUCAUCGCUGUCAGUUCGUAUAUAGAGCCGCGGCCUGCUGCGCUGGCUACGCCACCGUCGGGCGAGAUCCAGGCGUGGUCCAUUAUGCCACCAGAGCAUACACUCUCUCGCACUGUAGAAGUCCUUGCGAAUAUUGGCUCUACCGUUUUUGCUAUUGAUGCUACUGAGUGCGAGGAUCGCUACGUGGACUUUGGCGCACUGAGCCAUAUUAGUGUCUCCCCCGACGGCAUGUACAUUAACCUCUACUCGACGCAAGGCAAAGCCCACAUUAUAUCGAGCGACUUCCAAGACCAAAUUAUGGAACAUGAAUCCGACUCGAAAACGCCGCCUCUGUAUGUUGGGUGGUGCGGCAGCGACGCCAUCAUUGCCUGGGAAGACGAACUGCAUAUUAUUGGACAGGGCUCAGAAUCCUCGACGUAUAUUUACGACGCAACGCGCAUACACAUUAUAUCCGAACGUGACGGAGCACGAGUAAUUACAAACGAUUUUUGCGAAUUUAUAGAAAGGGUACCCGAUGCUACACUACAAGCGUUUGGGGCGUCUACAGAAUCGUCACCCGCCGCUAUUCUGCUCGACGCUGUUGGCCAAUUAGAACUGGGAUCACCAAAAGCAGACGACUACAUUCAACUCAUUAGACCGAAUUUGACAGAAUCUGUAGACACUUGCGUCAAUGCUGCUGGCAGAGAGUUUGACGCAGAAUGGCAAAAGCGACUCUUGAAGGCGGCAUCGUUCGGAAAGUCGGUACUGGAUAUCUACAACAGCGACGAGUUUGUCGAAAUGUGCGAGACACUGCGCGUUCUCAACGCUGUCAGAUUUUAUAAGGUGGGACUCGGCGUGUCUUUCGAACAAUUCCAUCGCCUAACACCUGAACACCUCAUUAAACGCCUGCUCAACCGCCACGAAUACCUCCUCGCUCUGAAAAUCGCAUCCUAUCUCAAACUUCCAUCAGACCGUAUAUACAUCCACUGGGCAGCAGCCAAGGUUCGCACGGGCACAGAAGACGAAGACACGAUCUGCCGACUCGUCGUCGAACGCCUUUCUGGAAAGCCCGGCAUUUCAUUUGAAGAAAUUGCACGAGCCGCGAACCACGAAGGCCGAACACACCUUGCUACUGAGCUUCUUAACCACGAGCCUCGUGGUGGCAAGCAAGUGCCACUACUGUUAGAGAUGGAUCAGGAUGAUAUUGCGCUCGACAAGGCAGUUGAGAGCGGCGAUACCGAUCUGAUUGCCUGUGUCCUGUUCCACUUGAAAAAGAAGCACUCGCUAUCAGAAUUCUUCCGCAUCAUCAACAGUAGACCGACGGCAUCAGCACUUGUAGAAGCUGGCGCGCUUCUUGCGGACGACACAACCAUGCUCAAGGACCUCUACUACCAAGACGAUCGCCGCGUUGAGGGUGCCAACGUCUUCAUUCGAGAAUCCCUGCGCCAGCCAGACAGCCGGACGGCGUCGGAUAAGUUGGCACUGGCAGGCAAGCUGCUUUUGGAUUCCAAGGACUCGGCUGUUGAAACGAUUGCAAUCAAGGAAGCCAUGGCGCUGCUGAGGCUGCAAGACGCCUUGGAGAGGGAUCUUACAGACAAAUUCACUGGCCUCAGCGUCAACGAGACCAUGUCGAAGCUCAUUCACCUGGGAUACCACUCCCGCGCGAAGAAGAUUCAGAGCGAAUUCAGAGUCCCAGAAAAGGUAGCCUGGUGGAUCAGACUUCGGGCUCUGGUCGCCAAGCGAGAAUGGAGCGAGAUUGAAGACAUUGCCAAGAACAAAAAGAGCCCGAUUGGCUGGGAGCCGUUCUACAACUUGAUCCUGCAAGCCGGUAACCCACGCCUUGCCUCGCAGUUUGUAGGAAGAUGUCUCGUCGAGACUGGCGAGACUAUUACCAUGUACGAAAAGUGCGGUAUGAGGGUCAAGGCAGCCGAGGAAGCUGUCCGCCUCAAGGAUGCGGAGUCGUGGCAGAGGCUUCUACAAGCUGCAGGUAGAGCGACACCCGAAGGACGAGAGAUUGAGAGGCUAGGAGCCACAGUCUUUACAAAGAAGUAAUGCUGAGUGACUUGGAAUUCAUACAUAUCCCAUGGAAAUAAUUAUACAUUUUUAAUGCCUGCCCCCUUCUAUCUAAACGCCUGUAAAGCUGCAUCUUUCGCUACUACUUUAUAUACAAGAGAUACUACUUUUGGUUCUUCUUGAGUAUGCCCGUGACAUCUCGGUACAUUUGCUCGUUAGCCAGCAUCUGAAUCGCUAGCUGUGCUUCUGCACGCGCCACGAUUUCCGUCUGAUUGUAACUGAACUGCGUACCGGCCUGCUGAGCAAACCCGGGCUCGUGGUUGAAAGCACAGGCAGUCUUACUGGCAGGAUCGCAGAUGUUGUAGUUUGCAUGGAAAACCACUCUAUCAACACCUGUUACAGAAUGAUCCGCACCAAGUGUCGCAUUCUGCAACCACGAAGCAUCAGUAGAAGCAGGAGCAAGAUCUGUCUUGGCCCAGUCAUGCAAGUCGUAUCCUGGUGACGAAAUAAUGGACAGGAAUGCGUCGGGAAUAGACGGCGUGAGCUCCAAGCUGGGGUAUUUGACAUCGUGCGUGAUGUUCGUGGUUAAGUUGGCAAGAGCCUUGUCGACCGAUGCCGACAGGGCGGGCAGAUCAGAAGUGUAUCGUGUUCGCAGGUCAAUUGUGAUGUCGAGUUCCUUGGUGGUAGUGUUACCCGGAAGAUAAAAGGCGUGCUUCGCAUCCUUGGACAUGGCGCGGAAGAGCUCGGUCGACAGGAUCAGCGGACUCUUUGUCGAGUGGGAGCCGUGGCCGCCAGGCCCAGUCAUGUUGACAGCAAUACCGUCUUUAUCCUGGAACACGGUGUACUUGACAUUGGGAUACGUGCUGUCGAGGAUAGAGUCGAGCGUUUUGCGGACCUCGUCUGCCGUGGUGCUAGUCACGCCGAGGCUGAUGAAUGUCUGGACCGUGUUUGUAGCAUACACGCCAAUGUUUUCAAUAGUGGCAGCGCUGGAGGCCGUGCCUGGCAGAUUUCCCGUCAAGCCGUCUGCCGCAAGAAGACCCUGGUAUGCCUUGUAGACUGCUUCUUGGUGCGUCUUGCCCUGAAAGCGGGCGAAACAGUUGAGGCGCGAGUUCAUUGGCUGAAUGGCGCUUUUCACCGUAGGAUGGGCCAUGACCCAGACAUCCGCGCUGUCAAAUGCACCACGGGCAUUGAGGAUGUGUUUCCCAGCUGCGUUUUCUUCGUCUGGUGUACCAAUGAGCUUGAUGCGGCCGGGGAGGUCAAACUUUUGCAGCGCCAGACUUGUCAAGAUGGCAGUGGACAUGCCAUUGAGAGAGAUGUGGUUGUGGCCGCACGCAUGACCGAUACCGACGAGAGCAUCGUACUCGGCAAGAAAGCCAAUGGUCUUGAGGGGGCCUUUGAAGCCGACGGGGCGGUGCUCAAAGGUCAUUUCGAAGGACGUGGGCAAAUUGAAGGCAUGCGGGACGACGGUCCAUUGGGGCAGCUUUUUGAAGUGGGAGACGAUGCGGUCGCUGGCGCGGUGUUCGUCCAGUCCGACUUCGGGAUCAGCGUGAAUGGCAACGCUGAUGGCCUUCAAGUCGGGGAAGAUGAUGUCUGAUGAAGUUUUGAGGAAGGUCGGUAGUGUAGAGAGGUCUUUGGCGGUGCAGAGGCCAGCACCAACCACGGCGAAAGCGAUAGCUGGUUUCAUGGUGGGCG
This is a messenger RNA of [Torrubiella] hemipterigena, 4214 nucleotides long. The record is from the annotation of a GenBank genome assembly. NCBI's taxonomy places the organism in Eukaryota, Fungi, Ascomycota, Sordariomycetes, Hypocreales, Clavicipitaceae.